UGUUACUAAUGAAAGUUAGCUUCCACUUUGAAAAGAACAAUCCACACGCAUUCGUAUCAAUUCCAUGCUAAACCAUCCCCUUGUUGCCGGUACCAUUGAAACAAAGUGUGUUGAACAAGAUUUCAGUGGAAACUCCAGUGCCCAAGAUGGUACAGUCAGUUUACGGUACCGGUACCGCUUGGCCAUCCCUCCAAAAGAUUUUGAGAAGUGUCACAAAACAGAGCUGACGAACACAGAACUUGAAGCAACCGAGAAGAACAGAGCACCAAGUUAGCCUCCCUCUCAUCCAAAUCCAUAUCCAAAUCCAAUACAUCCACUACAUCCACCAUACAAGAAGAAAACAACAAAAUCAAAAUGUGCUCUACUAGUAAUGCUGCCGAGGAAAAUCGCAUGGAAGGUGUUGUCCUUGAUGCCAAAACUCAAAAGGCUCCUCUUACGGCCACUGCUGCCGAGCUCAAGCGCAUGUUUGAAGUCAUCGAAAAGGAAAUUCUACCCGUGACGACAGAAGGUGUGGCCAAAGGGAACAAGGUGUUUGGUGCCUCCAUCCUGAACAAGGACUUGUCCACAGUGACGGUGGGAACCAACGCUGAGACAGAGUGCCCAUUGUUCCAUGGUGAAGUCAAGUGCAUCUACGAAUGGAGCAAAGUGACAUGCCCAAGUGCUAGGGGACCAGCCGCUCAGGAGGCCGUGUUCCUCAGCACGCAUGAACCUUGCUGCAUGUGCAUCAGCAGUAUUCUUUGGAGUGGCUUUACCAAGGUCUAUUACUUUUUCCCCUACACCGUGACGGCAGCACAAGGCAUCCCCCACGACAUCAACACCAUGCAUGAACUUUGGGGCGUCAAUACGUACCGAAAGCGUAACAAGUACAUGUCCACAAUUUGCCUCAUUGAUUUGGUCAAGGGUUUGGAAGAUUCGGAUGACAAGAAGGAAUUGGAGGCAACUGUUGAACGCCUUCUUGCCUCCUAUGAUACUUUGUCCAAUAAGUAUCACACCGAGAAAAGCAACAAUGCUGACAAUAGUCUUGUUCUUGGUUAGGAAGUUCGUGUCCUUGGAGCUUUGUUGGACGUGUGCAAAGUCCUUCGGGAAGACAACAACGACGAUACUGUGCUCGACAGACCUUUCUAUGGCCUUUAGGAUCGAGAUGUACAAUCAAAUCAAUCAGCUGAAGAUUUUUAUUCAAAGUAGCAAACAUAACGAUUUUAAAACGUAGUAGCUUACCU
Seminavis robusta is the source of this 1220-nucleotide messenger RNA. The record is from the annotation of a GenBank genome assembly. NCBI's taxonomy places the organism in Eukaryota, Bacillariophyta, Bacillariophyceae, Naviculales, Naviculaceae.